Aspergillus wentii DTO 134E9 is the source of this 2364-nucleotide messenger RNA. RefSeq lists its product as uncharacterized. The coding region runs from base 1 to 2364 and encodes 787 amino acids. NCBI's taxonomy places the organism in Eukaryota, Fungi, Ascomycota, Eurotiomycetes, Eurotiales, Aspergillaceae. The record is from RefSeq and is a predicted model, not a curated record. The transcript has 2 exons.
AUGCCUAUAUUCCAAGACCCCGAUCGUCAACGGUUCUAUGACCUGUGGUCGGAUGACCACACUGAACCUGAACGGGGAGAUUGUACAUCUUCCUGGGCAGACCAUCAUGAUGGAAAUUGGGGGGGAUUUAAUGACCCUAAGCGAGAUGUGGGAGCUCCUGUCGAUCGUCGCUCGCCCGAUCUCCAGCUCCCAAGGUUGCAUACGGGUGAUCGGACGGAAUUGAUACAGUAUAUCAAGAGUGCCGACACUUCCACGUGGGGGGAAGAUCCUUUGUCUGGGAACACUUAUCCCCCACAUGUGUCAGACGAACAUCUACGAAUAGAAGGAGUCUCCGCUCAAGGGGAAAUGCCCAUCGAUGAGUAUCGUCCAAGUGGGACACAAGAAGAAUUAGGGUCCCCAGCAGAGAUACAACGGCCCCGGUCGGCUUUACACUCCGGUGACUUCAGGGAAGGAACCAGCCAACUUCAUGGUCAGGAACCAUCGCAGCCUUCUCCGGCUGAACCCAGCGCUGGUCCGCAUUUACCCCAACUGGGCUCGUCUCCCACGACACCCUGGUAUAGUCCCUCAGCUUUUCAGUCGCCUCUACGGAAGCCGCAAUUAUCCACUCAGUCCCGAGCACCAUGGGCUGCUACGGGAGGCCGAUCCAGAGCACCAUCACUUGGUUCAUUUUCGUCUAGCUAUGUUCUCAAGGCCCCGACAAGCCCUCUGGUUCACCAGGCCAAUAAUACAGAUCUGGACUUCUCUCCGAGGGCUGAUAUUGGCAAUCUCUCUGAUUCUAUGGAAAAGGCCAAUCGUCGUCGUACCUUGCCUCCAGAGAGCUUUCGGUAUCUUCAACCGUCCUUUUCGGGAGUAAACAGCUUCCACGGGACCAAUCCAUUUGAUGAACGCGCAGACCCAUUCUCUUGCCAAGCCCAUCAUCCUCAACGAAACCCAAGCUCAACAUAUAGUCUUCAACUCGCAUCUUCGGUUCAUACCCCCGCGUUGCGGUUUCGGAGGCCCUCUUUAGCAUCCGAAUCAUCACCCAAGUGCCAUGCUCCAAUGGUUGGCUCAUAUGAGGAAUGUAUCCUCCGUGGGCGAAUGUCGAUGAAUCCAUCCAAACCGCUGGAUUUCACUGCGCAGAUUGGUGUGCUGGGGAAAGGCAAGUGCAAAGCCAACCUCAAAUGUCCACCACAUGUGUCGAUCCCUUUUCCUGCAGUGUUUUAUAGUUAUCCAACGUCGGGGCGUGGACGUUCAAUUUCCGACGAUAACCCAAGUCCAUACGUUGGUUUGAUUGAUCUUGACGGUUCUCUUCCCAAGGACGAUCCAUCUAUCAAUCGACGUCGCAAGCUUCAUCAUGACCCGGUUAACGUUCACGACGAUGCGGUUACUGAUAAUACAGCUCCAUCCAGACAUAAUGAAUCGGAAAUGCUGCGCAGACGAGAGAAACGCAACAGAAGGGCGGAAUCGCCCAAAUGUCCACCCGGAGGUUGCUAUAGAAUACCGCAACAGGGCCAGCUGCAGAUUAUAAUCAAAAACCCGAACAAAACGGCUGUCAAGCUGUUCCUCGUCCCAUACGAUCUUAGCGACAUGGAACCCGGAACAAAAACGUUCAUUCGACAGAGGAGUUAUUCUGCUGGUCCCAUCAUUGACAUGCCACUUACUGCUCGGAAAAACUUUGGCACUGAUCGCCCGGAAGCAUCCUUGAAUGCAUCAGAAGAUCCCAAAGAUAAGCCGAUCUUGAGAUAUCUUAUUCAUCUAAACAUCUGCUCUCCCUCGAGAGGUCGGUUCUACCUCCACUCAAGUAUCCGCGUUGUGUUUGCCAAUCGUGUCCCCGAUGGGAAAGAGAAAUUGCGAAAUGAGAUCCAACAUCCCGAUCCACGAUACACGCCCUACAAGCCCACUCGUGAAGCCAACGUUUCUCACAUGGGCCAGAAAAUGGUGGCGGAUAAAACAUUCAGAAGAAAUGUGGGUCAAGGUCUGAUGCAGGAGUUUAUUUCUCCGGAUUAUGAAAGAUCAAGAGAGCAUUUUUCUACUGUGCAGGAAAAAUCAUUCGCAGUCCCACCGAUGGGUGGCGACAGAUCCGUCGCCGUUCACCCUGAGGGUAAGGCAUACUUUACACAGCGAGUACCACACUCGUUCCAGCCUAACCAGACUUUGAAGCAAGGCCCAUGGGGAGAUUCUGAACUCUAUAAAUCCACAAAUACUGCAUCAGUUAAAAAUGAUGUUGAUGAAACCGAAAUGUACAACAAACUCAGAAAAGGGGACAUCGGAUACGGCGGGUCUCCGUUUGGUUCCUUUGCCGGUUCUGAGCCCGGAGAAAGCUUACUUGCCAAACGACUCAGGGGACUAGACGUACAAAGACACGACUCCGCUUGCUCUCGCUGA